Molecule: messenger RNA, 807 nt
Organism: Phaethon lepturus (White-tailed tropicbird)
Lineage: Eukaryota; Metazoa; Chordata; Aves; Phaethontiformes; Phaethontidae
Gene: SCFD2
Product: sec1 family domain containing 2
Exons: 6
Coding region: 1-807 (268 amino acids)
Biological process (GO): vesicle-mediated transport; intracellular protein transport
Source: RefSeq, a predicted model, not a curated record
AUGAGGAAGCUACCGCUGGUUGCAGGUGGAGAACAAGCAAGAAGCUUGCAGUCAGAGAUGGAGACUAUUGGCGAGUCAGAAAUGCCCAGUGUUUUGAACCAGUUAUUGCCAAUGAUAAAGUCUUCCAGUGAGAGGACGAAAGAUGAUUAUACCUGUGAGGACUUCCUGGUCUUGCUGAUAUACAUGUAUUCUGUGGUUGGAGAAAUCAAAAGUGGAAAAGAGCUGGACGCAGCUGAAGAAGAGGUGAAAAAGGCUCUAGUUAAGGCCGUUUGUGAUGAGCCAGAGCCAUCUCCUUUGUUGCAGAAAAUAACAGGCUGUGACUCGUCACUGAACCUGACAUCUCAGAGAGCCAUAGAUGCAGUGGACAGUAUCUUUCGGUCCCUCAGGGAUAUUGCAAGAGCUCGAAUGCACAUGAAACAGUUUAAUUCCAUACAUAAUGCAGGCAGCAACACCCACCAGGCUUCUUACAAAUCGCUGCUGAAACAGGUAGUGGAAGAGAUCUGUAAUCCUGAUCGACCUGAUCCUGUUGAUAUUGAGCACAUGUCAUCAGGCCUUACCGAUCUCCUUAAAACUGGAUUCAGCAUGUUCAUGAAGGUGAAUCGCCCUCACCCCGGUGAUCAUCCUCUUCUGAUCAUCUUUAUGGUUGGCGGAGUGACAGUCUCAGAGGUCAAAAUGGUGAAGGACCUGGUAGCAACACGCAAACCUGGUACCCAGGUAAUAGUGCUGUCCUCUGCACUCCUGACACCACAUCGUGCUAUGGAGUUGUUGUUUGCCACAGACCGACUCCAGCCUGACACCGAUAUCUGA